Messenger RNA from Rasamsonia emersonii CBS 393.64, 1920 nucleotides. RefSeq names its product putative E3 ubiquitin ligase. Gene Ontology annotation, molecular function: nucleic acid binding; ubiquitin protein ligase activity; zinc ion binding. The transcript has 4 exons. Gene Ontology annotation, biological process: protein ubiquitination; ubiquitin-dependent protein catabolic process; mRNA processing. The coding region runs from base 1 to 1920 and encodes 639 amino acids. The record is from RefSeq and is a predicted model, not a curated record. Gene Ontology annotation, cellular component: nucleus. NCBI's taxonomy places the organism in Eukaryota, Fungi, Ascomycota, Eurotiomycetes, Eurotiales, Trichocomaceae.
AUGUCAUCUUCCGUUCACUUCAAGUUCAAAUCUCAAAAAGAACCCUCGAGGGUGACUUUUGACGGCACCGGCAUUUCGGUAUUCGAACUGAAGCGUGAAAUCAUCAAUCAAAAUAGGCUAGGCGAUGGAACUGAUUUUGAACUGUCAAUCUACAACGAGGAUACUGGAGAAGAAUAUGAUGACGAUACGGCUAUAAUUCCUCGUUCGACAUCUGUCAUAGCGCGCAGAUUGCCAGCGGCAAGGCCGGGAAAGGGUGGUGCUGCACGCUAUGUUUCUGGCAAGAUGCCAGUGACUGCACGUAACACCGCUCGUGCUGAGCCAUCAUCGUCGAAUCGCUCGACUACCGGUCCUGGUCAGAUAAUCGACAGCAGUAUGUCAGAACUGGACAAUGCCCAGACCGAGGACGAGAAGAUCAAAGCUCUUUUUAAUCUUCAGGCCAAUCAAUGGAAAGAACAACAACAAGAGAUGGCAAAUGCCACCCCCGUUGCGGUUGGCCGUGGCCGAGGCAAACCUGUCAACGUCCCAGAUCAUCCGCCUCCUCCUGGCUAUCUUUGCUAUCGUUGUCGAGAAAAAGGACAUUGGAUCCAGGCUUGCCCCACGAACAACGAUCCAAAGUUUGAUGGCAGGUAUCGUGUGAAAAGGUCGACAGGCAUCCCCCGAUCUCUGCAAACGAAAGUUGAGAAGUCCGUGGCCUUGGCUCUGGAUGGCUCGACUGAGGAAUUUAAGAACUCAGGAAUUAUGGUCAAUGCUGAUGGUGAUUUUGUCAUCGCUCAGCCUGAUAAAGCAACUUGGGAAUUAUAUCAGGAGAAGGCCAAGGCAUCCGCGGCUGCGGCUGCAGAAGCUGCGGCUGCAGAGGGCAGCAAGGAGCUGCAGGCCAGAGGUUUGGAAUGCCCGAUUGACAAGCGGAUGUUUUUGGAACCUACAAGAACACCAUGCUGCAAGAGAACAUACUGCAAUGACUGUAUCACAAAUGCCCUCAUUGAGAGUGAUUUUGUCUGUCCAGGAUGUGCCACUGAAGGCGUAUUACUUGACAAUCUUUCAGUUGAUGAUGAGGCCGUCGCAAAGAUAAAAGCGUACGAAGCUGAAAAGGCAGAAGAGAAGAAAGAAAAGGAGAAGCAGGAACAAGUCGAUGACUCUUCUCAUCACACUAAGAAAGAAGCAGAAGGUGACGGUUCCAGAUCUCCUAGGGUCGCGUCCGCAACAUCUUCCCCAAGUUUACCAAAUCAGCCUGGGUCAAGUCAGUCAAAGAAAAGAACUGCAGAAGAUGAUCCUCCCAAGGAACACUCCGACAAAUCUAAUUCUGCCCCGGCGAUGAAGAAGCAGAAGUCCCAGGACCAACAGAGAUCCUUGGACAGUUCGGAUUCUCAGGCGAAAGAUACUCUAUCAAACAUUCCUCAAUUCCCAUUCAACCAGCAGAUGCCUUUCCCCAAUCUUGGCUUUUCCCAGUCUCAAGGAAUGACGACAAUGCCGUUUAGUGAUAAUAGUUUUGUUCCUGGAGCAAUGGGAUUCAUGAAUCCAAUGAUGUUUCCUGCUGGUAACGGCUAUCCGAACGCAAUGGCUAAUGGUUGGGGUCAAAUGAAUGGCCUCGAUUUCACCUUCCAGCCAAAUGGAAUUUUCGGCGAUGGGGUUAACGGCUCCAUGAUGUUGAAUAACUCAUACGGACAUCCGAAUAUGUUUAAUGGAGGAGUCAGUACUUCCAUGCCAAUGAAUACAAUGGGUCAAAUGUCAGGUUUUAUGCAGCAGCAACCCGGCUUCCAGCAAGGAUCAGGGAUGAAUGCAUUUUCGAAUCAGCAACGUACUACGUUCAGUGCACCCUCGACCAGGGAAGAGGAUAAUGCAUACUUUCGCCAGCCUGUCAAUCCGCACCGACAUCAAGCAAGACAACGGCGAAUAAGACCGAGUGAUUAUCGAGAGCUCUAG